Messenger RNA from Poecilia latipinna (sailfin molly), 4969 nucleotides. It is a transcript of the gene gatad2b, whose product is annotated as GATA zinc finger domain containing 2B. The record is from RefSeq and is a predicted model, not a curated record. The transcript is spliced from 12 exons. Gene Ontology annotation, molecular function: sequence-specific DNA binding. Gene Ontology annotation, cellular component: NuRD complex. Gene Ontology annotation, biological process: negative regulation of transcription by RNA polymerase II. Bases 8 to 2269 code for a protein of 753 amino acids. NCBI's taxonomy places the organism in Eukaryota, Metazoa, Chordata, Actinopteri, Cyprinodontiformes, Poeciliidae.
GGUUUUCAUGAGUAACUGUCUCACCAAUGAGCGUUCCUACUGUUUGCAACGAAGGGAUGAGAGUCUGUCGAGGCCCAAUCAGCGGGUCAGUGCUGCCUGCCGGUGCCGGGGACUGGUGGUGAGAAUCCGCUGCAGCGCGUCAGGGGGACCGGACCGUGAACCCGGAGACGGUACACACCGAGGCGAAACGACACACAGGAUGGAGCGGAUGUCUGAUGAUACACUGAGGCUCAACCUGUUAAAGCGAGGUCUGGAGUCAUCCAGUGAGAGGGAGGAGGCUCUGUCAAAGCGCCUAAAAAUGGAAGGUCACGAGGCCAUGGAGCGCCUGAAGAUGCUUGCCCUUCUCAAACGCAAGGACUUAGCUGAUCUGGCUGUCCUAGAGGUCCCAGGGACGCUUGGAGAUGGAAAAGGCCCCAGUGUCAGCUCCAUCCACCACCAGAGUCUAAUGGGUGCGGCAUAUGAAGAAAAGCUGAAUGGAAGUUUAAGGCUUGGCAGCCACAGUGUUCAUGUCGGUCAAAGUAAGAAUGGAAAGGAAAACAUUAUGGAUGAGCCAGUGGACAUGAGUGCUGGAAGAAGAUGUGAGGUUGAUCGUGACAGACAAACUCCUUCUCCAGAUGUCAUCAUACUUUCAGACAAUGAGGCGUCGAGUCCCAGGACAACACCUCGACCUGAAGAGCGCAUGCACCAGGCUAACCUGGAGAUUUUUAAGGGAAAAACAGGAGAGGAGCGACAGCAGAUGAUCAAAGCUCUGAGGGAAGAGCUGCGCCUGGAAGAAGCCCGUCUCGUCUUGCUCAAGAAGCUUAGACAAAGCCAGAUGCAGAAGGAGAACGUUGUGCAAAAGGUCCCAGCGGUCCAGAGCUCUGCGUCUUCUAUUCAGCCUCCUCCCAUUCACAGCUCUUCAGGUAUCGGAAAGUUGCCUGUGAGGCCAGGCUUGCACAACACUGAGCCUCAAAAUCUCCGAACUGCACAGGGUCAUACAGUUAUUCGUUCAGCCAAUACCAGCCUGCCUCCAAUGCUUAUGUCCCAACGAGUGAUAGCCCCCAGUCCAUCCCAACUACAGGGCCAGAGGGUGUCCUCCAAAACUGGGAUGCCACGAUCCAGCUCAUCCAGCAUGACCAGUGCGGUAAACUAUCAGCAGAAAACACAGGAACGCAAGGAACUGGCUGAAGACGAACGAAGAGACAUGAGACGCAUGACAGCAGAACAGACUGGUAUGACACGACUAGGACCCGACAAGAGACAAAGACAACAGGCCAGCCAGCAGGUGGCAGCUUCACAGCGCUCCAGCUCUAGUGCCAUGUACAUGAACCUGGCCCACAUGCAGGCAGCAGCAGCAGUGGGGGCCAGUGGUGUGACAGGUGGUCUUGCUGGAGCUUCAGCAGUCAGCCCAUCCACCAUGUCUGGCUCAGCCAGUGGAGCAGUUAGCUCCAUGGCUGACCAGGCCAGCAGUCAGGCAGCUGCCAAGCUGGCUCUACGGAAGCAGCUGGAAAAAACCUUGCUGGAGAUCCCUCCACCCAAACCCCCAGCCCCACUGCUCCACUUCCUCCCCUCUGCAGCUAACAGUGAGUUUAUCUACAUGGUGGGCUUGGAGGAAGUGGUACAGAGUGUCCUGGACAGUCAGGGUAAAUUCAGGGGGUCUUUGGCCCGUAUGGAGCCUUUCUUCUGUGCCCAGUGCAGAACAGACUUCACACCCCACUGGAAGCAAGAGAAGAGUGGCAGAAUCCUCUGUGAGCAGUGCAUGACAUCCAAUCAGAAGAAGGCUCUGAAAGCAGAACAUACCAACAGACUGAAAAAUGCUUUUGUAAAGGCUCUUCAGCAGGAACAGGAGAUUGAACAAAGGCUACAGCAGCAGGCAGCUCUCUCUCCCAGCUCCGCUGCUACUGGCUCCAACGUCUCCAAGACUGACACGAUGAUCCGACAGCAUGCCCUGCGCCAGGCUCAGCAGCCUCAAGCUUCUCUGCAGCGAGGUUUGUCUAACUCUGCAAGAGGCGUCCUUUCCAACUUUGCUCAGGCUUCUCAGCUGUCUGUGGCCAGCAGCCUUAUGGGAAUGAGCAGUGCUAAGCACUGUGGUAGUGGCGGGAGUAGUAACAGACUGCAGCACGACAACCGCCGUCAAAUCUACAACAUCCCAGGGUUAAAUAUUGCCUACCUGAACCCUGCAGCUGUUGGAGCCCAUAAGACUUCCAGCUUAGCAGACCGGCAGAGAGAGUACCUGUUGGACAUGAUCCCACCUCGGUCCAUAUCGCAGUCCAUCACUGGGCAAAAAUGAGCCCCAUUAUUUCUCAUGUGUGUCAGAGGCCAGCCUCGUUUGAUAACUUCCCCCCACUCUGAGGCACUCCCAGAUCAGCUGAUAUGUCAACCCCACAGUUUCAUCGCAUGCAGUGCCUGUCCGUGUGCCUACCUUAGACCAACCCAUGAGAACCUACCAAGCUGAACAAAACACAAACUGUCAGUACAUCUCAGUUGUUCUUAUUAUAGCAGAAAUUCACUUCUGUAAUUCCCUUUAUAAUCACUGGUGGUAGCGCCUAUACUUGCAACUGCCAUUUAAGCUUAAGUUAGUGUUAUUCAUUAUGUUAUAAUUUGCUUUUGAAGUGUUUGUCUGAUAUUUCUAUUUCUCCACUGUUUACCAUUUACUUCAAGACGCCCAGUCAUUGUCAAUUUAGUGAGAUCAUUUGAAAAUAUUCUUUUUUUUCUCACUUCCAAAGCUAUUAUGACUAUUGAUGAGACUAGAAGAUCAGCAGGGUUCACUCUGGUUGCUAUGCAACAUAAAGUUACUCUAAAGUUUGUAAACAUGAUUUGUUUGCUAAGUAGUAUUUAAAGAAAGUGAAAAAUUCUAUUAGGAACAAAAACGGAUCAUAUUAGGCAGCAUUUGAUCUUGAAAGACUAUGCUGUUUUAAAUAAUUGAACAUUUGAGAGCAAAGUGCUUACCAUGGAUCAUCUCAAUGACCAGCUUCAAAGACAUCAUCAGUCAUCACAACGAUCCACUCCCAGAACUGAUUUCAGCCUGGGGUUCAGGGCAACACCUGGAUAUCUUGGAGAGGACCCCUAACCAACUUCAGUACCCACCAACUGAAAAAGAAAAUUAUGUACAAAAGAGAAUCUUGUGGAAAUUAAGUGUGGAAACCCUCUCCACCAUUCUUCAGUAAGGGGUUUCCUUUGUUUUAUUUAGGAUGCCAGUCUUCUGCUGAUCUGAUAUAGAUGUGUUGCUGACAAGUAUGUGUAGGACAUUCUGUUACUAGCACCAUCAGAUGAAGCAGGUGGUGGACUGAUGAACGAGAAGACAGAGGAGCAUGAACUUCACAUCGUUAGUCCUCACCUGCCAACAACCUCUCCAUGCAGCUGUCCUUCAUACUGUUACCUCUUCAUUAUUCACAUAGUGAACUCUUUUUAUCCCAGCAGUUCCUUUAGAGAGUGUACAAAACAUACAACUUCAGUCUACAUCCAGAUCACAGAUUCUGUAUCUAAAAUACCCAAAUCCGGGUUCUGGUUCCAGUCUGUGUUCUUACUUUUGUAAUUCCUGCAUCAUUUCUUUCCCAUUCUUUAUAUUUGUUUCUUUUUUGUGCAGCGUCUCCAAAUGAUUUGGUGGCCUACCUGAGAGGUGUCGGCCACUGGAGACGAUAAUAAUCUAAGACAUUAACUGUUGAAAAAUCUAUGGAUUGUGUAUAGAUACCUAGCUUCAGAGAAUAAAGGGUGUGGAUGUUUUAUGGGAGAGACAUGGAUCAAUCAAUGUGUGCACAUUGUGCUCACAAGUUGCCUCACUCAAGAGGAGCACUUUUCAUAUUUCCAAAUGGAAAUUUUGUUUGUUUUCUGGUAAAGAGGAAAUGAAUGUUGGAUUGAAAGUGCAUAUGCAUUGUUUAUUGCUGAUUAAAUGUUUAGACCCCUGAACACAUACCAUCCUAACUACAGUAUUCUGUCAAUCUUUGAAACACCAACUAGUUUAAAGUGUACCCAGUUUGACUUUUUACUGUAAUGUUUCAUUUUCAAUGCCAUGUUAACAAAUAUUAGUAUCAGAUUCUUUUCACUGAUGGAGCCUUCCUCUCACUUGUACCUUUCUUAUAAAGAAAGGUACAACCUUACUUUCCCUACACCUCAAAAAUUGUAUCCUGUACACUUUUUUCUGCUUUGACAGACAAUCUCGAUUCUUCUGUGAUAUACUCAGUGAGCAGGAUAUGGGCUCUGCUGGCAGUUUUGAUUUUCAUGUUCUUGGCAUUGUAAAAGUCUCCAGCAUGAAGGUGCAGUGCUUUGUGUUUUCUGUGAUAGAUGGUCUUGUUGUAAGGGACCCUUUAUGUGAAGGCCUUUGCACAGUUUCAUUGCGUUGAUGCCAGGUCCCAGUGGUUUCUGGACCUCUUGUCUGAUGAGGAAAACUUAUAUGAUAAGCUGCUUUGCCAGCUCAUAAGAGGAAAUUAAGUUUGCGAGAUUUCUCAUCUCUGGAGCUUUUUGCAUUCUUUUAUUUGUUCCUGAGUGAUGACCUGUACAAAUUUCGAUAAAGAUUUACUCUUUGCACAGUAAUUUUUUUUUUUUUCUUGAAAGUGUCCAUGUUGUUUUCUUCAUUCUGACUGUGGUUAUAUUUGCACACUUCUUUAUUUGCAGGGUCUUUAGCUUCAUUUUGAACGGGAGUUGGUGCAUGAUCCAUAUUCACAUUUUGUUCAAGCAGGACUUGAAGAACUCUCACAUAUGAUAAAAUGUUAGUUGCACAGGUCCUUGCAUCUACAUGGACUGAGACCAUAAACUGCAUGGCAGACUGCCCAGGCCACCUGACUGAAGCUGUCUUAACCAUUAUGCUUAGUUAGUUUGCAAUAACUCAGGUAUUUCAAACAGCGUUCACUCAGUAUUCAGUAUUAUUCAUGGAUAUGCAGGGACUUCUAAGGUGAUUUUGAGGGGAAGUCGAUUCAGUUCACACUGGGGUUGUCACAAUGCUAAAGUUUCAUACAGAUGUUAAGAAAUACUCAAUAUAGAGGCAACAUUUCUU